Ixodes scapularis (black-legged tick) is the source of this 2580-nucleotide messenger RNA. RefSeq names its product lipase maturation factor 2. The coding region runs from base 171 to 2153 and encodes 660 amino acids. The transcript is spliced from 15 exons. The record is from RefSeq and is a predicted model, not a curated record. Gene Ontology annotation, biological process: protein maturation. NCBI's taxonomy places the organism in Eukaryota, Metazoa, Arthropoda, Arachnida, Ixodida, Ixodidae. Gene Ontology annotation, cellular component: endoplasmic reticulum membrane.
CUGCCAACGUUAUCUCCGCAGUGCCGGUCGCUCGCUCGCUCGAUUCCUGUAGAUCGAAUGUUUUCCUUUCGUAGGUCUUCAGACGUUUUUCAGCUGAUCACGGGAACGUUCCUCGGCUUCUCUUUUUCUUGCUUCUUCCUUACCUGUAAACUCUGGUAGAUAGGCUCACCAUGGGGGAGAUCAGAGUAACUCGCGAUUUUUUUCUCUGGUCGAUGUCUGUGAUAUACCUGAGUGCGUUUGCUUCGUUGUAUCACCAAAUGCCUGGUCUCUAUGGCGACCGAGGCAUCCUUCCAGUCAGAAGUGUUGUGCCAGUUGACACGAACCCACGCGCCGCGCAGCAGAAAGCGCACCAGCUUCCGACUCUUCUGUGGCUGGCUCCAAACUUUGGACUCAAGGUGUCGACCAUGAUGGAAUUCCUGGGCUUGCUGGGAAUCCUCAUGUCCUUCAUUGCCACCAUCUGGUCGCGGUUCCGCGAUUGCAUCAACUUCGCCCUUCUCUGGAUCCUCUACUUUUCCCUGUACCAGGUGGGACAAACAUUCAUGUGGUUUCAGUGGGACAUCCUUCUGCUGGAGGUUGGCUUCCUGUGCAUCUUGGUGGCCCCCCUGGGCAUGUUCCAACGCACCCUGGGCCUGAGCUCUUCCUGGCGCCUCCCACACAAUCCCCACGACAAGGUCAGCGUCUGGCUGCUGCGUUGGCUCCUCUUCCGCUUCAUGUUCUCCUCGGGCGUGGUCAAGCUCACCAGCAUGUGCCCGGCCUGGUGGGGGCUCCAUGCGCUCAACGUCCACUUCGAGAGCCAGUGCAUCCCAACUCCCGUGGCGUGGUACUUCCACCACCUGCCCGAGUGGUUCCUUCGCCUGGGGGUCGUGUUCACCUACGUCGUCGAGAUUGCCGUCCCGUUCCUUUUCUUCAUGCCCGUGCGCUCCCUGAGGAUUUUCAGCUUCUACUGCCAGGUGCUCCUGCAGCUGCUCAUUCUGGUGACUGGGAACUACAACUUCUUCAACCUGCUCACCCUGGCGUUGUGUCUCUCGCUCGUGGAUGACGAAUACCUGCUGAAUGCCGUCGGACGUUCCACCUUUUACAGGAAAAGCCUGAUGCGUACCACGAGAAGGGUCCUGGCCAAAACAGCGUCUCUCCUGACCUUGUGCUGCUUGACCUUUGCCACCGUCAAGCUGUUCCAGGUGCAGUUGUAUCCCGACUGGACCUUUGGAUGCAGAAUAGCCUUCACGCCAAAACAGUUUGAGGAGUUGCUUGCCAAGACAAUGCCUGUCACCAUCUGGAUGGGUGCUGCUUCGCUGGCCGUUACGAUUCUGCUCUCGUUGCAGAGGUCUCUGUUCGAAGAACGGGCGGUGCUGAGGAAGCUGUUCUCGACGUGCGGCACGGUGCUGUGCAGCACCGCGGCCGUCUGGCUCUUCUGCGUGUCUCUGGUGCCCUUCUCUACCCUCGACUACAACCUCCACUCCAAGCUGUGGCCCGUCGUGCGGCAGUGGCACUCCAAGGUGGAGCCCUUCCACGUCGCCAGCUCGUACGGUCUUUUCCGGAGGAUGACCGGGUUGGAGGGGCGCCCCGAACUGGUGCUGGAGGGUGGUGACCAGCCGACGGGGCCCUGGAAAGAGCUGCCUUUCCUCUACAAGCCCGGCAACGUCACCCGCUCACCACCUUUCGUCGUCCCACACCAGCCCCGGCUCGACUGGCAGAUGUGGUUUGCCGCCCUUGACCGCUACGAACGCAACCCCUGGCUACUCAGCCUGGUUCACCGCAUUCUCACGGGACAAGAGCAAGUGCUUGCCCUGCUGGACCGCGAGCACUACCCGUUUGCCAAGCAGCCACCCAAAUACGUCCGAGGGCUGCUGUACACCUACAGGUUCACCCAAUUCAACGCCAAGAGCAGAGUGCCCAACGUCAACGACUGGUGGAAGAGGUCCAAACCGACAGAGUACCUGCCGCCCCUCCACAAGGAGCAACCAUUCCUCAGGCAAUUCUUGGAGAAGGCAGAGAUUCCUAUGGACUCGCCGAAGUUGCGGUCUAGGAAUGGCUUCCUCAAGCCUAUCCUUGCCAAGUCCAGGGAGCUGGCCAAUGCUAUGAGUCCCACAGUCUACGUCUGGUCGUUCAUCACGUCUGCGAUGGUCCUCAAGCUCAUCGGGACGUUGCUAUAAAAAAACAUAAUACUGGAAGGGGGAAAAAAAAAAAAAUGGGAAAUUCAAUUCAAUUCAAAGGCACUGCAUAAGGAGGAAUUCAGGAUCGAACAUAGCACAAACAUGCCAGUGGCAGCUUAUGUGAAAAAGUUUUAAUCAUGUACAAAUAUUUACUGAAGAAUUUCAACCUUGUUUACGAUCAUGAGUUACAACGGAAUUCUGAAAUUUGUGAAUUGGAUAGCUUUAUACCUACUACUUACGAUACCAACAAAUACCUAGUCAUUACAUCUGUAAACACUCACCGAAUGUCCUUGCUCAUAUUACUCAAGGCUAUGUCAACCGGGGAUUUUUUUUUCUCUUUGUUGCUAUAUUUAGAGUUUCGGGAACUUGCAUGUUGUUUUGUAAGCACCUGUUUUCUACGAGUCAUUAAAAAAAAAAUUGCAGCUAA